AUGAGUGGGCUAGAAAUCAUCGGUCUAGUCAGCAGCAUAAUCAGCUUCGUCGACUUUGCUGCCGAAGGUGUCGCUUUAGCACAAGCGAUUGCAGAAGAUGGGUCGGCAUCGCUGGGUGACAACGCGAAAUUGGAAGAUCGCAUCAAACGAUGUGACAAUCAAAUGAACAGUAUACGCCGGGAUUACUCAGACAUUGAGAAGAAUAGUCAUGAGGCCGAGCUUGUCAAAGUCACCGAUGAGUACAGGAUCCUGACACUUGAGUUGAUGAGUCUCCUGGGAGGCCUCAAAGCAACCAGAAAGCGGGACAUAGCGUUCAAAUUGUUCAAAAGCUCCCGCCAGAAAGACAAGAAGGCAGAGCUACAAAAGGACUUGAAGGCUUGCCGACAGCGAGUACACAUGCAACUAACACUCGCGUCAAGUGCAGACCUACAACAGCGCUUGGAGGAGAUCCGUGAUCAGGGAAAGGCCAAAUCGACCGAAGUCAAGCUCAUGAGAGAUGGCAUAAGUGAGCUUGAGACUCGAAUGAAGGCUUGGAGGCAUGUUCCCGAGUUCAUGGAACAAGCUGCGGAUAUUCUGGCUCUCUCCAAAGGAGCAGCCGAGCGCACCGUGCAGGCACUAAUAUUGGAGAAGCUCCAUGUCGCCGAUAUGACUCGCAGGUUCGACGACGUCAAGCCUGCCCAUGAGAAGACAUUCUCUUGGAUUCUGAAAUCAGAAGCCAGACCUGACGAGACAGCUGUGGAGUUGGACGCCCGUCGAGACCUUACCACUUGGCUUUCAAAGGGAAGAGGCAUCUUCCACAUAACUGGCAAGCCAGAUCACUGA
Colletotrichum chrysophilum is the source of this 822-nucleotide messenger RNA. RefSeq lists its product as uncharacterized. The transcript has 3 exons. The coding region runs from base 1 to 822 and encodes 273 amino acids. The record is from RefSeq and is a predicted model, not a curated record. Lineage: Eukaryota; Fungi; Ascomycota; Sordariomycetes; Glomerellales; Glomerellaceae.